Drosophila navojoa is the source of this 545-nucleotide messenger RNA. RefSeq names its product tyrosine-protein kinase Fer (gene FER). NCBI's taxonomy places the organism in Eukaryota, Metazoa, Arthropoda, Insecta, Diptera, Drosophilidae. Gene Ontology annotation, biological process: peptidyl-tyrosine phosphorylation. The record is from RefSeq and is a predicted model, not a curated record. Gene Ontology annotation, molecular function: ATP binding; non-membrane spanning protein tyrosine kinase activity.
GCUGAGCAUUCGAGGCAGUCGGUUCGUUCGGCACGUUGCGUCUAGAUCGAGAUUUCAUCCGAUUUGUGUGUGCGUUAUGCGCCUCUGUAUUAUUGGCACUGGCAUCUGUUGGAUUGCUCUGUAAAUUGGCCAUGUGAGAGGGCGAAGCAUCUUACGCUACGAAACUUGUCUCCAUGCCCUCGCUUCGUUCAGUUUAAGCAUGCAAUUGUGACUCAUUGGCAAAAAGUAAAGAGAAAUAAAUAAAAUUUAAGAAAGAAAUACGUCCGAAAACUUGAAGCGUCGAGCAUUUAACCAAUAUUUCACACCAGAGCCAAAAUGGGCUUCUCCACGGCCCUGCAGGGCCGCGCCGCUCACGAGGCGCUAAUCGUGCGCCAAGACGCGGAACUGCGUCUCAUGGAGACAAUGAAACGAUCCAUCCAAAUGAAGGCCAAAUGCGACAAGGAGUACGCAAUCGGCUUGAUAGCCGUCGCUCAACAGGGUCUCAAAAUUGAUCGGGCUGAUGAAAUGCAAGGUAAGCCAAGCUCCCUGCACUCUCCCCAAUACAA